AUGUUGACUCUUACCAGCGGACUGACUACGAAAACCAACAGCUAUGCUGAAGGUCUUGUCGCUGCUGAGAGUCAGUUUACUGCUUAUACCGAGUCUUGCGAAGACUCAAAAAUGGCUAUUCUCGCUUACUCCCAAGGUGCCAUGGUUAUUGGGGAUGUAUUAGCUGGUGGAGGCGGUGAUGAGGUUCUCGGUGCCGGCAAAUUGCAAUGGAUCACUUCCCAUUAG
Messenger RNA from Sclerotinia borealis F-4128, 225 nucleotides. NCBI's taxonomy places the organism in Eukaryota, Fungi, Ascomycota, Leotiomycetes, Helotiales, Sclerotiniaceae. The record is from the annotation of a GenBank genome assembly.